This is a messenger RNA of Cajanus cajan (pigeon pea), 2077 nucleotides long. Its product is annotated as carotenoid 9,10(9',10')-cleavage dioxygenase 1. Lineage: Eukaryota; Viridiplantae; Streptophyta; Magnoliopsida; Fabales; Fabaceae. Gene Ontology annotation, biological process: carotene catabolic process. Gene Ontology annotation, molecular function: carotenoid dioxygenase activity. Gene Ontology annotation, cellular component: chloroplast stroma. The record is from RefSeq and is a predicted model, not a curated record.
UGCAGCAUAUUUAGACGUGUGCACCAUAUGCCGUGCUUUCAAAAGGCAUUUAAUUUGGCAUAUGUCUCGAAGUGACACUAACUGUGAUGAACACAGACACACCAAGCUACAUUAACACCAAAUCUAUAUGGCCACUUCAAAUAAAACAUUCUUAGUGAAUUGCUCCAUUCAGAAAAGACCCUCUUAUGCCUCGGACAAUUCUCAUCAUGACAACCUUCCACUCUUCCCUGCCUUUAAGCCACUUAAGAAAGUUCUUCAUGAAGGCCCCUUGCAAAUUGAAUAUGUUCACAAAACUAUGACAAACACUGCAGCUAGAUUACUCGACGCUUUUGUAGAUUCAUUCUUUGAAUUUAUUGACCAACCACUGCUUCCAUCUCAGAGUAACUUUGCUCCGGUGGAGGAGUUAGGCGAAGCCAUACUUGUGACCACCAUCCAAGGACGAAUUCCAGACGAUUUUCCUGAGGGUGUCUACAUUAGAAAUGGACCAAAUCCACUUUUUGGAGGACUAAAAUCAACAAAUUCUAUCUUUGGGAGGUGUAGUCACACUUGGGUGGAAGGAGAGGGAAUGCUUCACGCGUUGUACUUUAAAAGGUCAAGUCAUGGGAGCUGGACGAUCCUUUACAACAACAAGCACGUUGAAACCGACACAUACAAGCUUGAAAAGCAGCAAAGCAAACCAUUGUUUCUACCGGUCAUACAAGGCGAUUCACCAGCCAUUUUGUCUUCUUAUUUGCUAAACUGGUUGCGAUUUGGCAAAGUAAACAAGUACAUCAGCAACACCAAUGUCUUUGAGCAUUCAGGGAAGUUUUACUCUGUUGCUGAAAAUCACAUCCCACAAGAGAUCGAUAUCUUUACACUCAAAACUUUAAAAAAUUGGGAUGUCAAUGGAGCCUGGGAUCGUCCUUUUACCAGUCAUCCAAAGAAAGCUCCAGGCACAGGGGAACUAGUUACAUUAGGGGUUUCCCCAACGAAACCUUUUGCCGUAGUUGGAAUUAUUUCUGCUGAUGGAAAGAAAUUGGUUCAUAAAGUUGACCUUAAACUAAAGAGGUGCAGUCUUUGCCAUGAGUUGGGUGUUACACAGAGGUACAAUGUGAUCAUGGAUUUUCCACUAACCAUUGAUCUAAACAGACUUCUUAGAGGUGGCCCAUUAAUUAAGUAUAAUAAGGAGGAAUACGCUAGGAUUGCGGUAAUGCCACGCUAUGGUGAUGCCAACUCAAUCAAAUGGUUUGAGGUGGAACCUAAUUGCACUUUUCACAUUAUCAAUUCUUUUGAGGAUGGUCACGAGGUUGUAGUGAGGGGCUGCAGAUCUCUAGAUUCACUAGUUCCUGCACCUGACCCAAGUUUGAUGGAAUUUGAGUGGUUGUCUCGUUGUUAUGAGUGGCGAUUGAAUAUGCAAACGGGAGAAGUUAAUGAGAGAGAUCUGUGUGGAGCCAACGUAUAUUAUAUGGAUUUUCCUAUGAUCAAUGAAAACUUCAUAGGUAUUAGGAAUAGAUAUGCAUACACCCAAGUAGUUGAUCUUAUUGCAAGCUCUACUCAAGACGUGCCAAAAUAUGGAGGUUUAGCGAAGCUCUACUUUGAAGAAUCAUGUGCAGAGUUUUCCAUGCAGAGAGAGAAAGAGCAACCUGAAGAGGCUAUACGAGUGGAAUGCCACAUGUUUGAGAAGAAUACAUUUUGCAGUGGGGCUUCCUUUGUCACCAGAGAUGGGGGUCUUGAAGAAGAUGAUGGUUGGAUCAUAGCUUUUGUUCACAAUGAAGACACUAACAUAUCUGAAGUUCAUAUAAUUGACACAAACAAGUUUUCUGGCGAUACGGUUGCCAAAAUUACAAUGCCUCGCAGAGUACCAUAUGGGUUUCAUGGAGCUUUCAUGCAAAUUUCAUUUCAGGCACAUUAGCACUACAGUAUCACCAACAUAUGUUCACAGAGUGCCGUUUCUAUUCUUAUAUAUAUAUAUAUAUAUAUUUUUUUUUUUUCUGAGAGUUCAUUAAGUCUUCUUUUCUUUUGGUUAUGUAUCCAUAGAAGACAUGCUUGAUUGAAAUAGGAAAGACCACUCAACUGGGGUCUUCUAUCAGAAAUUUCU